Chanos chanos (milkfish) is the source of this 3993-nucleotide messenger RNA. It is a transcript of the gene aebp1a, whose product is annotated as AE binding protein 1a. Gene Ontology annotation, biological process: peptide metabolic process; protein processing; regulation of DNA-templated transcription. The transcript has 20 exons. The record is from RefSeq and is a predicted model, not a curated record. Lineage: Eukaryota; Metazoa; Chordata; Actinopteri; Gonorynchiformes; Chanidae. Gene Ontology annotation, molecular function: metallocarboxypeptidase activity; zinc ion binding; DNA-binding transcription repressor activity, RNA polymerase II-specific. Bases 386 to 3598 code for a protein of 1070 amino acids.
UUCAACCUCUACUGGAAUUCCCGGUUUCAUUGAUUCCACAUCCCCAAACAAAAAGCUUUUAAAGGAGUUCUCUCUCCCUCUCUACUCAAGUUUUCUUUUUCUUUUCUUUUUCUUUUUCUUUUUUGCAAGCUGAUGGAAUGACCCUUGGAAACAUUUGGAUUUGUUUUGAAUAAACCUACUCUAUUCGUCGGGCUCCCUUUUCCUCCUCCAGCUGCUUAUUUGUGAAACUGCAGGAGAUCUUGUACAAACAUUUCCCAUUUGGUGAGUGAGCAUUUGGCAGUUUUAAAUAGUGACUCUGUAAAUGCAGUUGUAGAAGAGACUUGAGUAAGACAGGUCUUCUCCAUCAUUCUGGAUUGUCUUGGUGUACCUCCGAUCCCCGGUCAAGAUGCGGAGACUUGACGUGCAACUUUACGUCUCUCUGUUGGCUCUUGUCUUCAUUUUUGUGAGUGUUGGGAAUGUUGAGUGUGACGCCGUGGUGAAACGGGGUCAGACGUCUGAGAGAGACGACGCGAGACACGUUGUAGAAGUGGAUGGUAAAGAGAGAGAGGAAUUACAAAAUGAACAAACUGGAGAGAUUCAGAUGGAUGAUCCCAGUGCACAAGCUGACACUGCAAAGAGUAAGCCAAGAGGGAAAAAGUCACCCGAGGAAGUCCUGGCAGCCAAGGCUAAGAAAGCAGCGGAAAAAGAGGCCAAAGCAAAGAAACAGAAAGCUCCCAAGCCAACCAAGAAACCUAAGCCGCCAAAGGCGACCAAGAAGCCCAAACCACCAAAACCCACGAAAAAACCAAAGCCACCAAAACCCACAAAAAAGCCCAAGGCACCAAAGACCACCCCUCAGCCCAAGGAGAAAUCUGAAAAAGACCAAAGGCUCAAAAGAAAACCCUCGCUGGAGGAGGAAGAGGAGAAGCUUCUCCAUGAGCUUGGAUGGGAUAAACUAUCUCAGAACAAAACAGAGAAGGAAGAACCUCCUAAACCAGACUACGUGGAUAAAAAAGAAGAUCCGAGGUCACCGUCUGUUACCAAAGUCUUAAAAGAAACAGAUGACGAUUACUGGGAUGCUAGAUAUGAUGUAACAGAACCUGACCUUUACCCUCGACGCAAAGGGGCCACCACUACAGAGGACCCCAGUAUAUAUCUACCCAUACCUGAAGAAACCACAGCUCCAAUGCCCGUUGUUCCGUGGUAUGAGGAAUAUGAAUACACUGACUUGGCUGCUAAGAAGCUUGAGGAAGAGAUGGAGAAGGCACGGAAGGAGAAAGAAGAAAAAGCUGAGAAACUGAGGAAGAUGUGGGAGAAGGAGGAAGAAGAAGAGAGAAAGAAGCAGAUUCCCGUUCAUGCCGAGCCCAAGAAAUGUCCUCCUCUGGGAAUGGAGUCCCAUCGCGUAGAGGACGACCAGAUUUUGGCCUCUUCCUCAUCCCAUCAAGGCUUUUCAGCACAGAGGGGCCGGCUGAAUAUGCAGAGUUCAGAUGACGAGGAGGAUGUUUAUGGAGGAGCGUGGUGUGCUGACACUGAGGAGAAAGAACACUGGUUUCAGAUCGACGCUCGUCGUGAAGUGGAGUUCGCAGGGGUCAUCACCCAGGGCAGGAACUCAGAGAUGCAUGAAGAUUUUGUUUCGUCGUUUUUCGUGGCCUUCAGUAACGACAGCCGUGAUUGGACAGUGCUUCAUGACGGCUACGCAGAAUGGCUUUUCUACGGCAAUGUGGACAAGGACACUCCAGUGAUGAACCAGUUUGCCUGGCCCACGGUGGCACGCUAUUUACGGAUUUUACCUCAAAGCUGGAACGGCAGUCUAUGUAUGCGACUGGAGGUGCUCGCUUGUCAACUGCCCAACAGCUACCCCACUGACAAUGAGGUUAUUCCCACUGAUGAUCUGGAUUUCAGGCAUCAUAACUACAAGGAGAUGAGACAGAUGAUGAAAGUAAUAAACGAAGAGUGUCCCAACAUCACCAGAAUCUACAACAUCGGCAAGAGCUCUCAAGGACUGAAGAUGUAUGCGAUGGAGAUAUCUGAUAACCCCGGGGAACACGAACGAGGUGAGCCGGAGUUCCGCUACACCGCGGGCCUGCACGGGAACGAGGUGCUUGGCCGGGAGCUGUUGCUGUUGCUGAUGCAGUUCCUGUGUAAGGAGUACAACGACGACAACCCGAGAGUGCGCCGCCUGGUGGACGGAGUGCGCAUCCACUUAGUGCCCUCGCUCAACCCCGAUGCCUACGAGCUGGCCUAUGAGAUGGGUUCUGAGAUGGGUAACUGGAACCUUGGCCACUGGACGGAGGAGGGCUAUGAUAUUUUCCAGAACUUUCCUGACCUAAACAGUAUUCUGUGGGGUGCAGAGGACAGGGGCUGGGUCCCGCGCAUUGUGCCCAAUCACCACAUUCCCUUGCCAGAAAAUUUCCUCAACGGCUCGGUCGCCGCUGAGACUCGGGCGAUAAUCGCGUGGAUGGAAAGGACCCCGUUUGUUCUGGGCGCUAACCUGCAGGGUGGGGAGAAGAUUGUGACGUACCCCUUCGACAUGCAGCGGCCGCCCAGGGCGGUGGGGGCGGAUGGCCGCGGGGGCAGGAGACGAGCGGAGAUGGAACGCGUGAUGAACGAGGAGACGUGGGCGAGGAUCCAACGGCAGAACGAGGGCGCCCUGCGAGAAACGGCCGACGAGAACAUGUUCCGCUGGCUCGCCAUGACCUACGCCCACAGCCACCUCACCAUGACGGAGACAUACCGUGGUUCUUGCCACGGCGAUGACGUCACCGCUGGCCAGGGCAUUAUAAACCGCGCCAGCUGGAAGCCUGUCGUAGGCAGUAUGAAUGACUUUAGCUACCUGCAUACUAACUGCUUUGAGAUCUCCGUCUUCCUCGGAUGUGACAAGUUUCCCCAUGAAAGUGAACUGCCCCUGGAGUGGGAGAGUAAUCGCGAGGCUCUUCUGGCUUUCAUGGAGCAGGUGCAUCGCGGAAUCAAAGGUGUUGUCCGAGACGUGGAGGGCAAUUACGUAGCUAAUGCUACUGUGUCUGUGGAGGGCAUUAAGCAUGAUGUGAAAACAGCUGCUACGGGUGAUUACUGGCGCCUUCUGAACCCUGGGGAGUACCGCGUGACAGCGCGAGCAGACGGCUACACAUCUCAGACGCGACUUUGUAUGGUGGGUUAUGAAGCUGGUGCUACGUCAUGCAGCUUCACCUUAACCAAGUCCAACUGGGACCGGAUCAGACAAAUUAUGGCCCUCAAUCCAAACAGGCCGAUUAGACGUUCAGGGACCAGGAUUGGGAACGGAGGCGCAACCAUUAACUCUGGUGGUAGCACAAGAACCGCUACGAUCUCCCAGAGCGAACGUCUACGGCGGCUGCGUCUGAUCCGUCUGCGUAAACUCCGCAUGCAAAAGCUGAGAGGUAAUAUAACAACGACCAGGCCCCCCACCACAACCGCCACCACCACCCCUGUCCCUACAACUACCACCACGACAGAAUUUGCGUCAGAGAGCACAACCUCUUGGUUUGACUCCUGGUUUCUGGAAGACACCAGAUCAACAACUGCCUUCCCUAUCGAGGCCGAAAUCCAAGAGUCUGAGCCCACGCAAGACUAUAAUUUUGAGUACAGCAUAGAUGAAUACUAAACCCCAAGAGUGUAGUUUAGUUACUUGGUCUGAGCAGGCAAGAGUGUUUCAAACGUUUCCAUCACCAGAGGUCUUUUGUGUGCUGAUGUGUUUGGCCAGAAAUUUGUGAGGAAUGUACAAUGUAAUCUCUCUGUGGAACGGAGAGAUUAUAAAUAAAAGAAAACGAUGAAGAUUGUGGGCAAAAUAUAAGUAAUACAAUGAAACGGUUGAGCAAAAGAUUUAAUCUUGGCGCACAAAAAAUAUUAUUUUGAUCAUUUGAUAUGACAGACUGUAUAAACAGUGUAUUUGUGAUUAAAAAAAAAAAAAGAAGCCUGCGUGACAACAAUGACACACAUCUGUUAUUCACUGUUCCUUUGCAGAGGUUUAGCUCUCGACUUGCCAUAUCAUGCAUAAUC